AUGGCCGUCAAAAACGCUAACAAUUCGGGCUCGAACCGCAACCCGUCCAACUCGGCCUCGUCGCUCGUGUCGACCCUGAUCCCCGCGCUGCUCAUCGCCUGCGUCUUCGUGGUGCUGUUCCUCAUCUUUCGACGCAAGCUGCACCGCCUCUACGCGCCCAGGUCCUACGUCGGCAGUCUUGAAGAUCGCCAGAAAACCCCCCAGGCCCAGACCUCGCUGUUCGGAUGGAUCAAGGACUACCGCAAUACUCCCGAUGAGAUAGUCCUCAACGCCGACUCGCUCGAUGGAUACCUGUUCCUGCGCUUCACCAAGGUCGUGGUGGUCAUCUGCUUCGUGGGAUGCUGCAUCACCUGGCCGGUGCUGUUUCCUGUCAACAUCACAGGCGGUGGUGGAAAGAAGCAGUUGGACAAACUCUCUUUUUCCAAUGUUGACGUCAAAACCCAUGCGACCCGCUAUUACGCCCAUGCAUUGGUCGCCGUCGUGUUCCUGAGUGCUAUUAUGGUGGUCAUUGCACGUGAGUGCUUCUACCUCAUCAACCUGCGCAAAGCCUACCUCCUGUCCGCCUGGAACGCCAGCCGCAUCUCCUCGCGCACCAUUCUGUUUACUUCCGUUCCGAACGCCGACCUCAAUGAGGAGGCCAUCAGGGCCAGGUACCCAGGUGCCAGGCAGGUCUGGAUCCCGACCGAUUGCAAGGAGUUGACCAAGCUUGUCGAAGAGCGCGACGAUACUGCUAUGAAGCUAGAAGGGGGAGAAAUCCGACUGUCCAAGGACGCCAACGCCAACCGUCUCAAGGCUGAGAAGGGCAAGAAGCAUUACGAGAGCAACGAGGAGGGAGGUUUCCCGUACUUGAACCCUAAGGAUCGCCCAACCCACAAGCUCAAAUUCCUCAUCGGCAAGAAGGUCGACACCAUUGAAUAUGGACGGACUCAUCUGACCGAGCUCAUCCCAAAGGUCCAAGCAGGUCAGGAUUCGCACUGGAAUGGCAAGGAGAAACAUGUUACCGCUGCCUUCGUCGAGUUUAACACGCUCACCGACGCUCAAGCCGCCUGGGGCGCUUCGCAGAACAAACUCAACAAGGUGAAGGGAGGUUCGCCGAUCGGUCGCCAGAUGGGCGUCCUUCCCGGAGAAGUCAUCUGGAAGAACUUGGGCAUGAAGUCCGCAAUGGUAACAAUCCGACACGCACUCGCAACGGCAUUCAUCGUGAUUAUGAUCAUUUUCUGGGCUAUCCCGGUUGCCGUCGUCGGUAUCAUCUCGAACAUCAACAACAUCACUGAUAAGGUUCACUUUCUGUCUUUCAUCAACGAUAUCCCGAGCGUGAUUCUAGGUGUUGUCACCGGUCUCCUUCCAGUCGUGCUGCUUGCGGUUCUCAUGUCGUUGGUGCCUGUCGUUUGCCGAUUCGCCGCUAAGCUUGGAGGGGCCAUGACUCUGUCCCAAGUCGAACUACAGUGCCAGUCCUGGUACUUCGCUUUCCAGGUCAUCCAGGUCUUUCUCAUCACUACUUUCAGCUCCGCGGCUACAUCCGUCGUUACCAAGAUCAUAAAAGACCCAGGGACAGCCCCCAGUCUGCUUGCGACCAAUCUGCCGCUGGCAUCCAACUUCUACAUUUCCUAUUUCAUUCUGCUUGGUCUUAGUUUCAGUUCCAAAGCCCUGUUCAACGCAGGUGGCUUCGUCAUGACCCACGUCCUAGGCCGAUUCUUCAUGAAGAACCCUCGCAAGAUGUACACCAAGUACAUCACUCUAGCUGGCCCGGCUCUAGGUUCUACCUACCCCGUCUGGACUAACGUCGGUGUAAUCGCCAUCACAUAUUCCUGCAUCGCCCCGCUAGUCAUGGGCUUCGCAUUCGUCGGUCUCGCCCUCGUCUACCUCGCCUUCCGCUACAACUUCCUCUACGUUUUUUCCACCAACAUCGACACCAAGGGUGCCACCUACGCCAAGGCCCUACACCAGCUCAGCACCGGCGUGUAUCUGUCGGCCAUCUGCCUCAUCGGCCUCUUCGCCAUCAGCAUCGCCUCCAACCGCGCCGCCAUCGGCCCCUUGGUCAUCAUGCUCGUCUUCCUCAUCGUCUGUAUCGCCUUCCACGUCUUCCUUAAGAUGUCCCUCCGCCCCUUCCUCAACUCCUACGCCGAGACCGACGACGGCAUGCCCACCGCCACUCCUGCCCGUGCCGAGGAAUCUACCGCCGAAGGCGAGUCGCCCAACGAGAAGGGCAGCGAAGUCCAGAUGGCGCCGCAAGCCUCGUCUGGCGGUUAUUCUAAGCCUGGCAUUCUCUACCGCCUGCUUGCGCCCAAGAAGAAGAGCGUCGAGGCGUGCAGGGCUAUGUUGCAUGAGGAGCUUAACCGCCCGCUCCCGCCCCUAUCCGCCGAAGUCGAGAAGAAGGCGUUCUGGAACCCGGCCGUUACGAGCGAAACACCGAUUCUGUGGAUCGUGAAGGACGAGAUGGGAAUUAGUGCGCGUGAGGUCAAGGAUACGAUCAAGGUGUUACCCAUCACGGACGAGGGGGCGCAGUUCGAUGAGAAGAAUCGUGUGGUGUGGGAUAUAGAGAAGGUGCGGGAUGUACCGAUUUGGGUUGAUCAUCCGGUUUAUUAA
Messenger RNA from Mytilinidion resinicola, 2586 nucleotides. RefSeq names its product DUF221-domain-containing protein. Gene Ontology annotation, cellular component: plasma membrane. The coding region runs from base 1 to 2586 and encodes 861 amino acids. The transcript has 5 exons. Lineage: Eukaryota; Fungi; Ascomycota; Dothideomycetes; Mytilinidiales; Mytilinidiaceae. Gene Ontology annotation, molecular function: calcium-activated cation channel activity. The record is from RefSeq and is a predicted model, not a curated record.